AUGGUUGAGCAGGAAUAUCGCACAGCCUUCUCUCUCGACGAUAUGUCUGAUAUACAAUUGCCAUGGAAUAAUCGUCCUGAUUACCAGUUUUAUCACCAAGCGCAAGUCAAUACGCUCUACAAAAGAAAAGCAGAUAAGGUUCAACCCGUGAACUCGACUGAUUCUGAUGGAACGAUCCCGGUUGGUCAUCCUGAUUGGCAGCAUGAAUGUCUCAAGAAAUACCAUACACAGUACCGCGCAUCGGAUAUUCGAACAGAAUUCGAUCAUUUGCUGAAGCCUCGUAUCUCUGUAAUUGCAAGGGGAGCUCGCCUUACCCCUGAACGAGAAAUAACCCUGUUGGUGGGAAAGGAAUUGCUACCGCGUGAAAGAGCACUUUUUCGAGAACUCCUGUUCAAAAGAGAAGGGGUACUAGCCUGGGAAUGGGAGCAUGUUCAGAGAAUACGCAAUGAAGUAAUGCCUCCGCAACGCAUUAAGACUGUUCCUCAUGAAGCGUGGCAACACCCAGGAUUCAAGAUUCCUCAUGCCCUGAAUACCACGGUUAUCAAAAUGCUGCGUGAUCGACUACGAAAAGGUGUUCUCGAACCUUGCGAUGGCCCAUAUCGAAACCCAUGGUUUCUUGUCGGCAAGAAACAAACUGGCAAAUAUCGAAUGGUCAAUGCAGCUAUGUUAAUCAACAAAGUGACCAAGCGAGAUGCCAACAUGCCCCCGAUAGCAGAUGAAUUUGCAGAGGAAUUUGCAGGAAUGGCAAUAGCAUCUUUGGUUGACCUCUUCUCUGGGUAUGACCAGAUAGAGUUACACAAGGAUGACCGAGAUAUGACGGCUAUUCAAACUCCCCUUGGCCUACUUCGUCAAACUACAAUUCUCCAAGGCGCAGCGAAUUCAGUUGCGCAGUUUCAACGAGUGAUCUCUGUCAUUUUGCAUAGCAUUUUCGGCACAAAGGCGCGUUCAUUUCUUGACGAUGUUGCGGUUAAGGGCCCACGAACAACGUACAAUGAAGAGUUUAUGGAAGAAGGGAUUCGCCAAUAUGUCCUUGAGCACAUUCAGAAUCUCGAUGAAGCGCUGUAUCUUCUGGAAUUGGCCGGAGCGGUUAUCUCGGCCGAAAAGUCUCAGUUCAUGAUGAAAGGAAUCGAAGUCGUUGGAUGGGUUUGUGACAUUAACGGCCGGAGACCUAAUGAAGCGAAAGUAGCAAAGGUUGCACAGUGGCCUACUCCGCUAUCCAAGGAUGAACUCCGCUCGUUUGUUGGUCUCGCCGUCUACUUCCGCAUCCUGAUUGAGAAAUUCCAGAUCAUUAUGAAGCCUCUCUAUGAGAUACUACGCAAGAAUGCCCAUUUUGUGUGGAUGGAGGCACAUCAGGUGGCUUUUAAGGAGAUAAAGCUACGUCUUUCAGAAUUUCCCUCAGUGCUGCCUAUCGAUUAUGACUUUCAUCCUUUCCUUAUGAUUGUUGCUGCAGAUGCUUCUAUAAAAGGAUGGGGCGGAGUACUCAUGCAGGUUCGAAAUGGUGUCCGUAAGCCGGCACGAUAUGAAUCAGGCGUUUGGUCAGAUGCUGAAUCAAAAUAUGAUGCGGGAAAAUUGGAAUGCCGUGCCGUUUUGAAGGCAUUCAAGAAGUUCCGCCAUUGGCUGUACGGAGUGCACUUUGUCUUGGAAACCGAUGCCAAUACGUUGGUUGCACAAUUGAACCGUACGGCAACAGACCUCCCUGGCGCCCUGGUCACUCGCUGGAUAGCGUGGAUUCAGCUUUUCGAUUUCGAUGUGAAACAUGUUCCUGGCACUAGUAAUGGUGCUGCGGAUGCUUUGUCCCGUCGUCCACCAACUAAGGAGGAUCUGCGUGAAAGGGACCAAGAACAGAAUAUUGAUGACUUUGUUGAUGCAGAAGUCCUGCAUCUUCACGCCAGCUGUUGUCCUGUUACUAUUCAUGUCGAGAAUCCUGGUAAUCCUGAUGCCAAUGUACUGCACGAAGGAUACUCGGCCGAAUCUGAGCAAAUUGCAAGAUACCUGACCAGUCUUCACAGGCCGGAUCGUAUGGGUUUGUCGGAAUUCUAUUCAUUCAAGAGAAAGUGUAUGAAGUUUGUUGUCCAAGAGCGUCAUUUGUUCCGACGUGUCAAGGGUAAUACCGAAUUGCUCCGCAGGGUUCUGGACCAAGAGAAAGACCAGCAAUAUGCGUUGAAAAGCACCCAUGAUGAUCUUGGUCAUAAAGGACGAGAGGCAACAUAUGCUUUGAUCAAGCAUCGAUAUUGGUGGUCUCGUGCAUACGAGGAUGCAGCAAAAUAUGUCAAAACCUGUUCACUAUGCCAGGCAAGAGCUCCAAAUCGUCUUCGUGAACCUGCCAUUGUCACACAACCGCUGUUGCUUUUUGACAAAUGGUACAUUGAUACAACUCGAAUGCCCCCAGAGGAUGGUGAAGGUGUUGUCAUUCAGGCGAGAGAUUCUGUCAGCGGGUGGCCAGAGGCAAGAGUGUUGCAUUCUGCAAGAUCAGAGAGCGUUAUUCAAUUCAUCAAAGAAGACAUCAUUAGCCGUCAUGGAGUUCCCCGGGAGAUAGUGAUCGACAUGGGACCUGAAAAUCGUGGAGGUUUGACAGCCUUUCUAGAACGUGAACAAAUAUCGAGAGUCAAAAUCUCCGCAUACCAUCCAGGUUCUAAUGGUCCUGUGGAGCGUGCGAUGCGAACAAUGAAAGACGCACUCUCAAAGAUAACAGAAGGUUACCCGAUUGACAAUGCGACUCGGCAACACAGGAGACCAUGGAGACCACAUUUCUAUUCUGUUUUGAUGGCGGAUCGUUUUACUGUCAACGCAACUACUGGGAUGAGCCCGUUCUUCUUUCUUUAUGGGAAGAAUCCAAUUAUACCGAUUGAAUUACAAAUGCCUACCUGGAGCAUGCUGCCAUGGCAUGAGGUGCAAGAUCGAAAGGAUUUGCUAGCAAUGAGAGCGCGCCAAUUCGAGAAGCGCGACCAGGAUAUCGAGGAAGCAAUUCUCCGCAUGCGUCGCCUGAAAGAAGCAAAUGCGCACUUCUUCGACGAACAUCAUCUGCUUCGGUAUGAGCGAUUCGAAAAGGAUGAUCUUGUUCUCCUACACAAUUCCAUUCGCGGAAUGGACCACAGUUCGAAAACGAAACUGCAGUUCCGUUGGCUGGGACCUUAUCGUAUUCAUGCAGUCAAGAGCAGUUCGUAUUUGCUAAGUGAACUGGAUGGCACAGUGCUGCAAGACCUGACUCAUCAACCGGAGUCAUUCAAUGGCGAUCGACUGAAGAAGUUUUAUUCUCGACAUGACCUGAACGGCCAUGAAGGAUCCUCAUCCUUGCCACGGCGUAACCCUAUCGGACGUCCAAGAGGUCAAAGAAGUCGCGGUAGUGGCCGAGGACGACAGCAGCAUGAAGAACAGGUCGAAACGUCGCGUGUACAAUUGCCACGACGGCGAGGAAGGCCAUCGCUGAGAAGAACAGGAAGAUAG
Penicillium waksmanii is the source of this 3444-nucleotide messenger RNA. Its product is annotated as reverse transcriptase family protein. Gene Ontology annotation, molecular function: nucleic acid binding. The record is from RefSeq and is a predicted model, not a curated record. Bases 1 to 3444 code for a protein of 1147 amino acids. NCBI's taxonomy places the organism in Eukaryota, Fungi, Ascomycota, Eurotiomycetes, Eurotiales, Aspergillaceae. The transcript has a single exon. Gene Ontology annotation, biological process: DNA integration.